AUGAGAAUAUGUGUGAGCAGUAAGUUUGAUGAGGAGUCCAAAGACCUGUCGUGGAGGAGCGAUUUUGUCUUGGAAAUAGAUUUUGAAAAAUUUGACUUGGCUGUCGAAAGCUUCUUGUUGGACGAGGAGAAUAAAGUGGUAAUAUGUUGUGAUAAAGACACGGAGGAUGAAGGUAAGACAAGAAUCUGUAUUGUUGGAGAGAAUAUGGCUAAACAAGUUUAUAAAGAAUCUGUAAAGGAAUCUUGUCUCGAGUGGCCACUUGUCAUCAUCACAUAUGUUCCAAGCUUGGUUAGCAUUCAGAAAAAUACACCUAAGAGGGGAAGGAAACGGAGGUUAAUUCGCCUUUAA
Eruca vesicaria subsp. sativa (arugula) is the source of this 348-nucleotide messenger RNA. The record is from the annotation of a GenBank genome assembly. Lineage: Eukaryota; Viridiplantae; Streptophyta; Magnoliopsida; Brassicales; Brassicaceae.